Messenger RNA from Plodia interpunctella (Indianmeal moth), 2932 nucleotides. Its product is annotated as solute carrier family 22 member 3-like. The coding region runs from base 225 to 1925 and encodes 566 amino acids. The record is from RefSeq and is a predicted model, not a curated record. NCBI's taxonomy places the organism in Eukaryota, Metazoa, Arthropoda, Insecta, Lepidoptera, Pyralidae. Gene Ontology annotation, biological process: transmembrane transport. The transcript has 12 exons. Gene Ontology annotation, cellular component: membrane. Gene Ontology annotation, molecular function: transmembrane transporter activity.
GUACCAUCUGGCAGUUCAACUCGAAAUCGGAGUCGAGUGGUCGCGCCAACGGCGCACACCACAUUCGUAAUAUACUUACUCGAUAUUUUUGAUGAAUUUAUUAUUUUUAAUGAUAGACAUGUUGUGACAGUGGACUUUAAGUCUUAUAUUGAGCGCAGUUAAGUUGAAUUUGUGCCGAGAUUGUGCGUUCGCAUGUUCUAUAUUUACAUCGGUUCACGUAAAAAAUGGAAGCGAAAGAAGAACUGAAUAAGAAGGAGCACCCUGACGACGAUGUCCUGGAGAAGGUGCUCCACCACGUGGGCUCGAUGGGCCGGUACCAGCGCUGGUUGUUCGCGGCCAUGCUGCCCUUCGGGGUCAUAUUCGCGUUCGUGUACUUUGUGCAGAUGUUUGUGGCUGCCACGCCGCAGCGCCACUGGUGCAAGGUCCCCGAGUUACAACAUUUGGACAUGGAGAUCAGGCGGAACCUGAGCGUGCCGCCUUCUCGCGCGGGUGAAGAAUUCGAAUGGGACCGCUGCAGGACGUACGAAGCUAACUGGAGUCAUGUCUUGCUGACAAUGCAGCCUCCAGAUCGUGGAACACCGACUGUUCCGUGCCAGAAUGGCUGGGAGUUCGAACUUAGUGAUAUUCCCUACCAGACCGUAGUCAGUGAGCGAGGCUGGGUUUGCGACUCCGCCAGCGCGGGCCCCACUGCGCAAGCGAUCUUCUUCGUGGGCUCCUUCGUGGGGGGGCUGCUGUUCGGCUGGCUCGCGGACAACUUCGGACGAGUGCCCGCCUUGGUUGGUACGAACCUCAUCGGGUUUGUGGGCGGGAUAGCCAGCAUCUUCACUAGCGGUUUGUGGGACUUUGCCCUGGCGCGGUUUUUGGUCGGCAUGUCUUAUGACAGCUGCUUCAUGAUGAUGUACAUAUUAGUACUAGAAUACGUGGGUCCUCAACAUCGCACAUGGGUGGCCAACAUGUCCAUCGCCCUCUUCUUCGGGUCGGGCUGUCUGGUGCUGCCGUGGCUGGCGGUGUGGCUGGCGGACUGGAGGACCCUGCUCGUGGUGACGUCACUGCCCAUGCUGUGCGCGCUGCUCGUGCCUUUCCUAGUACCUGAGAGUGCGAGAUGGCUGUCAUCCCGCGGCCGCAUCACCCAGGCCGUGGAGGUUGUGCGGCGUUUCGAGCGGGUCAACGGGACCAAGGUGCCGCAGGAUGUCAUCGACGAGUUUAUCGUAUCUUCUCGUCAAACACGGCAAACGAAUGAAUCUCUUCUCGCCGUGUUUCGAAGUCCGCCUCUCCGGAACGCCAUGAUUUUCAUGGUGAUAGUGUACAUGUCUUGUGCCAUCAUCUUCGACGGCCUGGUGCGCAUGUCUGAAGGCCUGGGCUUAGACUUCUUCAUAACAUUCACUCUGACUUCCGCUACGGAAAUACCUUCAGUGACUUUACUUGCUUUAGUUUUAGAUAGAUGGGGUCGUAGAAUGCUGACUUGCGGCCCUAUGCUGACCGCUGGUAUACUAACGUUGACUGCUGCCUUUGUUCCCAGAGGCAUACCCCAGGUGACACUGGCCAUAAUGGCGCGGUUCUGCAUCAACAUGUCGUACAACGCGGCCAUCCAGUGGAGCACUGAGCUGUUGCCGACCGCGGUGCGCGCGUCCGGCUCCUCGCUCAUACACGUCAGCGGAUAUGUCGCCACCAUAAUGUCACCAUAUGUUGUUUAUUCCCAACUCAUCUGGAGUUCGCUGCCGCUGGUGAUCCUGGGCGCGACGUCGUUCGCGGCGGCGGCGUGCGGCGCGCUGCUGCCGGAGACGCGCGGGCGCCGCAUGCCGCAGAGCGUGGCGGACGGCGAGCGACUCGUGCGCGACUUCUCUCUCUGCGGUUACAAGAAGCCGGCGAAAGAAGACACUGAGAUGUGGCAGAAGAAUGGCAACGACAAAUCUCUUAUCACGUAGCGAAUUCCACAUAAUAUAGUGACACAUAACCAGGGCAUAUUCCACAGGUUUUUAUAUUACGAGAUUUAGUUACUAAAUCUGUGGCAUACUCCCUGUUACUGGCAGAGUUAUGAACGACCUAGAGACUGUAUUCUAUAUGUAUAUUAUUCUCAAACUGUGUUGAGUCGGUUUAUAUUUUCAAAUUGCUCCUUUUAUAUAUUACAAUACGCAUGUAAAUAACACAUACUUAAAAUAAAAUUUAAAUGAACAUUUGAGUUAAUAGACACUUUAUACUUGCGAUUGAGGUGUUGAAACAUACAAAAGAUACGUUUAGUUUUUUGAUCUUGCCUAAUAAAAUGUGACUUUUCACAAUUAAGGUACCUAUGGAGGGCCUAACUAUAAGACGCACUAUGCGCUUCUAGGUAUAACAAAAUGAGCGAAUGAAACAUCUUGUGCGACUGACUUCAAUGAGAUACCUUUUCUCGUGGAUAAUAAUUAGUACCAUAUGUGGAUAGUAAAAAUAAAUUAUUUUAGAUAAAGCAAAUUGUUAGCUACUUACGUUACAAGUACAGAAACUAAUGAAUUAAGAAACUAUAUAUGAAUUAGUUUUGUACGUAGGUAUUUUAUUAUAUUUUUCUUCUAAAAUGACAAUAUUUUUGUUACAUAAGAAAUGAACACGUUUCCAAGGACAUGGGCGUACUCAGUUGAACACCUAAGUACUACUUAAUAUUUAGGUGUUCAACUGAAUUGCGUUGACUAAUGUUUAAAUCUGACUCAAUUAAAUAAUUAUUUGCAAUAAAUAGAUUUGCUCAGUGAUGGAUAUUUUGGUGCUAUGCUAUGUUAAGAGAUAAUAUUAAAUUAUCUGUAUUUACAGAUAAUUUUAGUAGUACUCGUAGGUAAGUAAUUUAAUGUUAAUUUUCUCAUAAGCUGAUGAAUUAUAUGCACCACAGAUAAAAGAAAAAUAUAUGAUAUGCAUCAACUUGGUAUGUUUUAACCAUGGAAUUAGUAAGUUCUUUUGUACGGAGUAC